AUGAAUAAACCCCAGAUUAAACAGGAUAAUCCGGAGCCGAUGCCAAAGAACAGACAUUCGAUCACUCCGCCGACAAGAUUGAGCAAAUUGCAGGUGGACAAUGCCGAGAGGAGAAAAACGCUGUCGAAGUUCUCAAUGAUUGGUAUCAAUGGCAGCCCCAUGUUCUUUCACAGGCGCGGGGAUCGACUUAAGAUGCCGAAAUACCAGAAUACCUUCCGCCUGCUGCCGUUUAAACCCUUUCACGCGUUGGCAGUCGACAAAAUCGUUCGUGACGUGAUGGAGACUAAAUUAUUGGCGAUUACGUCAUACGAGCCGGAUCACGCGUCAAAAUUAUGUUUGGAAAUUGCCGCCGAUGUGCUGAAAGCCGUCGAGAAGAAGGAUUACGACAGACGCAAGCUGGUGGUGCAGGUGAACAUCAUUCAGCGCUACCGUCAAGGUAUCUGUGCGGCUUUUCAGUGUCUCUGGGACGUGGAGCACGAUAAUUACUCGUAUCACGUAUCGGAGAACGAUCACGUGCACGCGUGGUGCUGCGUGUUCGGUAUAUAUUACGACUAA
Dinoponera quadriceps is the source of this 555-nucleotide messenger RNA. RefSeq names its product tctex1 domain-containing protein 2-like. Gene Ontology annotation, cellular component: cytoplasm; cytoplasmic dynein complex. The transcript is spliced from 4 exons. Lineage: Eukaryota; Metazoa; Arthropoda; Insecta; Hymenoptera; Formicidae. Gene Ontology annotation, biological process: microtubule-based movement. The record is from RefSeq and is a predicted model, not a curated record. Gene Ontology annotation, molecular function: dynein intermediate chain binding. Bases 1 to 555 code for a protein of 184 amino acids.